Messenger RNA from Orussus abietinus, 449 nucleotides. Its product is annotated as protein stunted-like. Bases 144 to 317 code for a protein of 57 amino acids. Gene Ontology annotation, molecular function: proton-transporting ATP synthase activity, rotational mechanism. The record is from RefSeq and is a predicted model, not a curated record. The transcript has 4 exons. Gene Ontology annotation, cellular component: mitochondrial inner membrane. Gene Ontology annotation, biological process: proton motive force-driven mitochondrial ATP synthesis. NCBI's taxonomy places the organism in Eukaryota, Metazoa, Arthropoda, Insecta, Hymenoptera, Orussidae.
CUACCCACUAGUGAGCCUUAUCUUCCUCGCUUGUUAUUCCUAACCUCUUUGCCCGUCUUCGAUCCGUUCGAAAGUCAGAGCAGAAAGACUUGGAAGGGCUGUUGAGCGAUUAAGUAACCGGAAAAUCAGUUCAACUCAGAAAAAUGUCAGCAUGGAGGCAAGCAGGUCUAAAUUACAUCAAUUAUUCUCAAAUUGCUGCAAAGAUUCUUCGCCAAGCUCUGAAAAGUAACUUAAGGGCAGAAGCCCUUAAACGCGACGAAUCAUCAAUUAGAUUCACACAAUGGAAAGAUGGGAAACCCGCAACUGAAAAAGAAUAAAGACAAAUUAGGUCACUGAUAUCACAAUGGAUAGGAUAAUCCGCUUCACAAAUAUUCAUUUAUAGGAAAGUAAUUUCUGUAAUGUGAUUCUGGCCACCCAUGUGAAAUAAAACUCUUCAUGUGCUAUAAUUA